AUGGCUGACAGCGAGGCUGCCGGCUCAAGGUUUGCUCGAGUCGAUGAGGAAGAAAUUAAUCAGAUUAUAGAGGAUGCAAUACCUAAAAGUACGAAAAGACAAAUAAGCUGGAGCAUUGCUAUCUUCAGAGGUCAGUAAACCAAGCAAAAACUUAUAUUAUUCGCCAUUUUUCCGUGUGUAUUAAAACAAGUGCUUGAAAAGUUGCAUGCAAGCAGUGAACUCAGAUUAUAUAUUAAAUUGGUUAGAGACUGUAAAGUUCGUGUUUUGUUUACAAAUAUACGCUUUUGCUGAUCGUACAAUGAAUUCGAAAUUUUCAAUACAGACUGCAUUAGGCUUCGCCUCGUGCAGUAUUGAAAUUUCUCGUUCAUUGUACGAUCAGCGCGUGCGUAUAUUUGUCAAAAACACCCACAGCAGUCUCUAACCUUUAAUAAAACAUAGUUACUACAAAUCCCUUUUUUCUUUAAUGACCUGUGAAUAGCUAGCUUUGUAGCAAGCUUUUAGCAUGUCGUUUUCAAGUAGUCGUAUGUCGCUUAAUUGCUAGUUAAUGCGGAAAAGUGAAGUUACAUUCAUCAAAUUACGUUCGGGCAGGCCCGUAAAACCAUGAUGGUGAAAUCUGUUUAAGAUUUAUGCACAGUCAUUAAGUCUAGGUAGGUAAGUAAAACUUUAUUUAACUACGCUAACCCCCCUGCAGCAAGAGCUGAUUUCCAAGAGGGGCGUAGAUAUGAAUUUUAACCAAUUACAUUACAAAUUUACAAAAUACAGUCAUUACUCUUACAGUAAUUAUAAUUACUAUUACGGUCAUUACAAUUACAAUCAUCACACUGAGCUUAAAACGUGGUAUAAAUAAAUAGUAAAACAAUUAAAAUAUGAAUAUCGUGCAUGGAUAUUAUUUCAUUAAUUGCCCAGGUGUCAUAAUAGUUGUAAGUAAAGCGUAGAUAUCUUAUACAGCUAUUUCAAUUAAGGUUGUUCACGAGCAAAGCGGAAAAGUCGAAUACGAGCGCGAAUAGCUGUUGGGAAUCGCUUUGAAAAUUCAUUAAUUUGUUAGCGAUUCCCAGCAGCCUUUCGCGCUCGUAUUCGAUUUUUCCGCUUUGCUCGUGGACAACCUUAAUUGAAAUAGCUGUAUACACUAGAUAGCGUAUCUCUUUUAGUAAAAUUGAAGCCAAGAAUAUUCCAGCGGUUACCCCCAUUUGAAUAGAUGGCGGCCAUGUUGGUGUCUCCCAUUCCUUAAUAAACGCUUAAAAAACAACAAUAACUUUCAUCAUUUGAAUAGUUUGAAAAUGUAUUUGGAAUAGGUUUAACUUAAUGUUUUAAGUUCCCUGUUUAAGAAAUAGAAAACAUACCAUUCUUUUCAUUUCAUAGGAAUAUCCUGAAUCUGCAAACACGGCUUCAAUUUUUGAAUUGCAGAAUAAUAGACCUUUCCAAGGUUAACGACGCCAUAAUGAAACACAAUAGUGCAAGGGGUGCAAACACAAUGGAAUUCCCUAUAGGUAAAUUUGCAGGGGGUGCAAACACAAUGGUGAAAACAAUGGAUUCAAGAUGGCGUCGUUAACCUUGGAAAGGUCUAUUAGAUGCACUAUCUAGUGUAUAUAAGAUAUCUAUGAAGUAAAGGCAGUAAGAGAUCUCUUAUUCCUUAAUUCGUCUGGGAGGCAAUUCCACAAUUUUGUCAAGAUAUUCAGUCUUAGGAUUGGGCAAGUGGAAUUUAGUGGAGGAGCCUUGUAAGUUAUAAUGCCUAGAGUAACAUGUUAGUCUUUUGAAAGAUGUCAGUCCAUAGCCUAUCGAAGGGAAGAUGGCUGUGAAACUCAUUAGAAUAACAAUAUAACUCAUCUAUGUUAGUCAACGUUGUAUUUUUACCCAACUAACGAAUAGCAAUGUUUUAGGAAAGUUACCUAUCCGUGACUCGAACAAUUGCGAAACUGGAAAUUGCUAUUGGUGGAUUUGGCAAAAAUAUAAUACACACGUCACGGUGAAGGACCAGAUUUAUGAAUAAACGUUGACUAACAUAGAUAAUGAGUUAUAUUGUUAUUCUAAUGAGUUUCACAGCCAUCUUCCCUUCGAUAGGCAAUGGUUAGUCGUUUUGGCGGUAGAUCAUGAGUUAUUUUGUACAUUAGACUUGCUACAAACUAGAGUGUUCACUCUAGUAUUUUACGUAAUAAACAAACAUGCAUUAAAAAAUAACGUACAUUUCAAAAUCAUCUGUUUUCCGUGUACCAUUUUUUUAAAAUGUCGACCAAAUGAAUAUAAAUCUUGCAUUAAAGGCCUUAUGCAACGAAUUUUUCGAUGGUGAGAUUUUUGCAUUACGUUAUAGAGUUCUUUGCACUGGUUCGAAAGAUGCAAACCGUUUUCCGAAACUCCAAGUAGCUUUAUUUUUAUAAGCCUUCAAAGUCGCAAAUUUUGCCUCUUUCUUUGCGAAAAAAAAAAGACCUUUGGUGAUCAGUGGUGUGACGUCACAGUAAUGAGUUGUUUUCGACGGACCUUAUGUAAAACAUGUUAAUCCUUUGUUUACACACAGCACGACUCAUUACUGUGACGUUACAGCGCGAAACAGUUUUUCGCAAGAGGGACCCAUCUUUAAACACAAAAUUCACCAACUUUUAGUUUGAAUUUCGCAUCGAGAUUGGUAUCAAAAUGAUCAGAAAAGGUGAAAUUUUAAUAAUGUGUAAAAACCUCACCAUCGAAAAAUUCGUUGCAUAAGGCCUUUAAACGAAGUUACUUGAGAAAAAUUGGAGAUGUACAUAACAAAAAUAAAUUAAUAGGAGUGAGAACAUAUGAAACAUUUAUUAUUUCCAGGCGACAAGAUAUGCAGUCAGCACCUAGUCCCUGCGCGUUUGAAAACCAUUUCCAUCUACGUUGGUCUAAAUGAACAACUGCUUUGUAUAAAUACUCAACUGUGUUUACAAACGUGUGUUAACUUUUUUAUUAACGUUUCAGGUCAAUCAGUCGCCCUAUUGGAUGAAAAACGAAGAGCCUAUGCGUACGGAGUUGUUACUGGCCAGUCAAUCGUCCACAGUAUGGCAGUUCCACCAGGAUGUCUGGCUGUGAAUGUGUCAACAGUUUUACCAGAAUGUACUCUUUCGCCUGCUCUGGGAAAUUCUUUCGAAGAAGCAGUUAUUAGGGAAGGCCGAUUAUACAUUUGGCCUAUGACAAGACUUGCUCUUCCUAGUCAAUUACGGCCUAUUACGAAAUAG
Molecule: messenger RNA, 3185 nt
Organism: Paramuricea clavata
Lineage: Eukaryota; Metazoa; Cnidaria; Anthozoa; Malacalcyonacea; Plexauridae
Source: the annotation of a GenBank genome assembly